Messenger RNA from Nicotiana tabacum (common tobacco), 2161 nucleotides. RefSeq names its product two-component response regulator-like APRR2. Gene Ontology annotation, biological process: phosphorelay signal transduction system; positive regulation of DNA-templated transcription. NCBI's taxonomy places the organism in Eukaryota, Viridiplantae, Streptophyta, Magnoliopsida, Solanales, Solanaceae. Gene Ontology annotation, molecular function: DNA-binding transcription factor activity; transcription cis-regulatory region binding. The record is from RefSeq and is a predicted model, not a curated record. Gene Ontology annotation, cellular component: nucleus.
GUCUUUUUAUGUUAAUAUAUUGAAGAUCUCUCACGUGGCGUUUUCUAAAUUUUUGUUGCUUCAUGUUUGCUAUACCCUAUGCCUAAAGCUAAAAGCAUAGUCUUUUUAAUUGCCUCUUUGGUUUUUGGUUAAAUGAUGUUAAAGAUUAGAUCUUGAAAAGAUUGUUUUGGAAGCUCUAAUUUGGUUGACUGAAAAAGAUGCCAUUUUAGAAAUGAUUUGUACUGAGGAUGAUCAAUUAUUGGGUUGGAAAGAUUUUCCAAAGGGGCUUAAAGUCCUACUUAUUGAUGAAGACUGCAAUUCUGCUUCAGUGAUGAGAUCAAGGCUUGAGAAAAUGGAUUACAUAGUUUACUCAUUCUGCAAUGAGAAUGAAGCUUUGUCUGCAAUCUCAACCAAAACUGAGUACUUUCAUGUUGCCAUUGUGGAGGUAACUGCAGGCAAUAGUGAUGGAGUUCUCCGAUUUCUUGAGAGUGCCAAAGAUCUGCCAACAAUAAUGACAUCAAAUAUCCAUUCCCUUAGCACAAUGAUGAAGUGUAUAGCGCUUGGUGCAGUCGAGUUUCUUCAGAAACCAUUAUUGGAUGAUAAACUCAAAAAUAUCUGGCAACAUGUAGUUCGCAAGCAGGCAUUCAAUGCUGGAGAAAAAGAUGUGCCCGAAUCGCUUAAACCAAUAAAAGAAUCUCUCGUCUCCAUGCCACAGCUACAACCAGUAAAGAGUGCAGCAGAUGACAAAAGUUCAAACGAAACGGAACCUUUUACCUCCAUACCAGAGAACAAUAAUGAACACUCAUCAGGCUGUGAUAAAUACCCUGCUCCGUCAACCCCACAAUUGAAACAAGGAGUGAGGUCAGUUGAUGAUGGUGAUUGCCAAGAUCAUACUAUCUUCUCAACUGAACAAGGUAGUGGGGAGCAUGAUGGGGACACUAAAUCCGUCGAAACUAUUUUUAACAAUACAGUUGCUGAGGCUACUGUCCAAACAAGUCCACCUGAGCAACAAGGACAAACAAUUUUGAAAGAGGAGAAUGGUUCAUCUCCUCAUCAAAAGAUGGAGGCUGAUAUUGCUACCUCUUCACCAAGUAACGACUGCUGUGACAAUAGCAGCAGUCAUUCUGCUGAACCUAUUAAAGCAUCUGGUCGCCAUAGUUCAGGUGGGACUAGAAGCAAUAAGAAGAAAAUGAAGGUAGAUUGGUCACCUGAACUACACAAGAAGUUUGUUCAAGCAGUAGAGCAACUUGGUAUUGAUCAAGCCAUUCCUUCUCGAAUACUAGAGCUGAUGAAAGUUGAGGGUUUAACGAGACAUAACAUAGCUAGUCAUCUCCAGAAAUACAGAAUGCAUCGGAGGCAAAUUUUGCCAAAGGAAGUCGAAAGGAGAUGGCCUCAUCCACAACCAAGAGAUUCAGUACAAAGGAGCUAUUAUCCUCUUCAUAGACCUAUCAUGACCGUCCCACCGUAUCAUUCUAAUCAUAUCCCCGCGGCUGGUCAAUUAUAUCCUGCUUGGGUACCACCGGCAAGUUAUCCGAAUGGUUUACAAGUGUGGGGUUCACCUUACUAUCCGGCAUGGCAGCCUGCAGAUUCUUGGCACUGGAAGCCUCAUCCGGGGCUGCAUGCUGAUACAUGGGGCUCCCCUGUCAUGCCACCAUCAUUUGGAUCAUAUCCGCCAUAUCCUCAGAAUGGUGAAGUUUACCAGCCUAACGGAAUGCAGAACAGAUAUAGCAUGCUAGAGAAGUCAUUUGAUCUUCACCCGGCAGAAGAGGUGAUUGAUAAAGUAGUGAAAGAGGCAAUAACCAAACCGUGGUUGCCUCUUCCUUUGGGCCUAAAACCUCCCUCUACUGAUAGUGUUCUCCACGAGCUUUCAAGACAAGGGAUCUCAACCGUCCCACCACAAAUCAACGGCUCUCGUUGUUGGAGCUGAUGUGGCAAUCAUUUUACUUUGUUCUGGGUCCCACAGGUCCAUCUCAGUUCUAAAUAAAUGGCAGAGAAUAAGCCACUUGUAUGGUCUUAAUUUAAAGACCAAAACCGGGCUUUUGUAAAUAUUGGCUUCUCCCUUUUUCUAGCCCAAUUUUGGACAUUUGAGCUGUUGAGUGUGCUCUGUCAAUUGCUUUUGAGAAUAAUGGAUUGGGUCAUUUUGGGGAUGUAUGAAAGAAUGUGGGGCUAUAUUCGUACUUGU